UUUAAUGUUAUUUUCAUAGAAAAUGUUACUUUAACGUUUGUUUUUGAGUUCCCAAAUACCGCAAGAAUGGCUGUCGUCAUAGAAACCACUCUCGGCGACAUUACCGUGGACCUAUAUUUGGAACAACGGCCUGUAACAUGUCUCAACUUUUUAAAGCUAUGUAAAAUGAAAUACUAUAACUUUAACCUGUUCCACACAAUUCGUAGCGGUUUUAUUGCUCAGACUGGGGAUCCCACUGGCGAGGGGUCUGGGGGACAGUCUAUCUUUGGCCUCUUAGAGGGUCCUGACAAACGAUUUUUUUCAGGAGAAAAAAUGCCCAAAAUUCGACACACGGACACUGGUUUGCUGUCCAUGGUAGGUACUGGCGACGUGAUGAUCGGCUCUCAAUUCUUUUUCACGCUGGGCCCUGACUUAGACUCUUUAGACGGCUACCACUGUGUGAUUGGAGAAGUGACUGAAGGGCAUGAUGUGUUAAGGAAACUAAACGACGUAAUUUGUGAUGAAACCCAUCGCCCAUAUCAAGAUGUUAGGAUUACACAUACUGUAGUACUUGAAGACCCAUUCAAUGACCCCACUGGAUUAUGGGCGCCGACAAGAUCACCAUCUCCAAGUGCGGAGCGACUGAAAGGUGGUAGAAUUGCACCUGAUGAAGAGUUGGACGAAGCUCAAGGUAAAACUGCAGAAGAAAUACAAGAGAUGAUUGAAGAGAAGGAGGCCAAAGCUCGAGCUACAAUAUUGGAAAUUGUGGGUGACAUACCAGAUGCAGAUAUUGCACCACCGGAAAAUGUUCUCUUUGUUUGUAAGCUGAAUCCCGUCACAACUGAUGAUGAUUUAGAAAUAAUAUUCAGUAGAUUUGGUAAGAUAAAUAGCUGUGAAGUCAUAAGAGACAAAAAGACUGGUGAUUCACUACAGUAUGCUUUUAUUGAAUUUGACAAUAAAAAGUCUUGUGAAGAUGCUUACUUUAAGAUGGACAAUGUAUUAAUUGAUGACCGGAGAAUUCAUGUAGACUUCUCACAGUCUGUGUCAAAAAUUAAAUGGUUGGGUAAAGGAAGAGGAGUAAAACACAUAAAUGAUGAUGAAAGUAAUGGUCCACAAGAUAAUUAUGUUAGUAAAGAUAAAAUGAGGAGGCCAAGGAGCAGAGAUAGAAAUGAAGAAAGGAAUAAUAGAAACCAUGAAAAAGAUCAUCAUGAAAAGGACAGAGACAGAGAAAGACACAAUGAUAGUAGAACAUAUGGCAGAGACAGGAAAGAACGUGGACAUAGCCGUGACCGUAAGUCAAGAGAUGAAAGGGUAUCGAAACAUCACAAAGAUCGUAGAGAAAGAAGUAAAAGCAAUAGUCGAAGACAUAGAGAAGAAAAAUACACGCGAAGUAAAAAAGAACAUAGAGAUAGGAGUAGAAGCAGAUCCAAAGAUGUACGGUCCAAGGACAGAACCUCUAAACAUGAAUCAAACCAUUCCGAUCAUAAUGAGUCACAAAAAAAUGAGAGACGUAAUGAUGACACUAGGAAGAAACACCAGGAAGAAAAUAAAGACAAAGAUGAUCAUUCUAGAACAUUUAAAUCUAGGUCAGAAAAGUCACCUGCUGGAGGUGAAAGAUCUGUGCCAAAUAAAUUACUAUCGAAACAUCAUAACAAAGAGAAACCAGAUAAUAACAAACAUGAUAAAAAUUCAGAAAAACAUGAAGACUAUCAUAAUUCCAGAAGUGACUCAAGAAACCAUGAAACAAAUUAUAGGAAGUCUGAAAAAGAGCAAGAAAGUAACAACAGAAAUGUUGAAAACUAUAAAUUGAAAUGUAAAACCUCAAUCUCAGAAGAAAGGGAAAUCAACAAGAAAAUUACUAAACAUGAAACUAAGAACCCAGAGCCAAGAACACCUUCACCUACAGGAAAGGUAAAAAAUGUGGAGAAAAACCUCUCUAAAGAGGACCAUAAAGAUAAGAAAACUAAGAAAGCCACCUACAAAGAACUUAAAAAGAAGCGUAAGCCAUCCACAUCAUCUGAGACGGAUUCCUCAGAGUCAAGUUCCUCAACCAGUGAAUCCAGUUCUUCAAGUGAAUCAGAUCAUAAAAAGAAGCGUGCUAGAAGGAAAAAGAAACAGUCAACAUCCAGCAGUAGUUCGUCAAGUGAUAGUUCAACUUCAUCAUCAACUAGCAGUGAUUCCUCUACCUCAAGCUCUGAGAGUGAACCUGACAAAAAGAAACGUAAAAUCAUUAAAAGAAAGGGAGACAAAAAAGACAAAAAAAAGUCCUAG
Molecule: messenger RNA, 2250 nt
Organism: Hyposmocoma kahamanoa
Lineage: Eukaryota; Metazoa; Arthropoda; Insecta; Lepidoptera; Cosmopterigidae
Product: peptidyl-prolyl cis-trans isomerase sig-7
Exons: 1
Coding region: 67-2250 (727 amino acids)
Biological process (GO): protein peptidyl-prolyl isomerization
Cellular component (GO): nucleus
Molecular function (GO): peptidyl-prolyl cis-trans isomerase activity; RNA binding
Source: RefSeq, a predicted model, not a curated record